GCGGACGCAUUUUACAAAUGUUGGUAACCGGUCGUCUUUGUUGUUUUCGAAAAGUUGUUUACAUUAUAGAGUUGUUUACUAUAAUUAAAUUUUACGCGAAAAAAUAAUUCUUUUCAGUGAGCAUUUAUAUUUGAUGUUUUAAGAACGGAAUAUCAUUAAAAAUAUAAUAAUUUUAGGAGGUACUCUCAAAAUCCUAAUUUAGUAGGAUUUUGCAGUAGUUUAGUUUGCGCUAAAUUCGAUAUUAAUUUUUGUUGUGAUUUGUGUUUAUUGGAUAUUCAUAAGAUUUUUGGUAACCGACGUCUUGAUAUAAUAGAAAAAUGGAGGCGACAGAACACGUGCAGUUGACAACAACGUAACAGAUUUAAUAAAUAUAGUUAUAAAAAAAACUAACCAGUUCCGACAGUCUGUGAUUAAAUACAAUACGUAUGAAUACGAUCUCUAUAAUAUAUAAUAAAUAAAUAAAAAACAAUAAAAACCAAAACGCUCAGCAUACGUACAUAAUUCUAUAAAAAAUAUAGUAUAAGAAUAAAACAAAAUGCCGGCUAUAUUGACGAAGAUAAGGGAGCAAGCGUUUAGAGUUCAGCCCACUAUAGCUGUGGGGGUUGGUGUGGGCGUCGCGUUAGCGGCAUGUGCGGUCUACGGAACCAGGGAGAAGAAACAGACACCACCGUGCAAUAAUAAUAAUAAUUACAAGAUCGCAAAGAACGGUCAGCUUCAACCGGUGGAGAGUGGUGGAACACAGACGUGUGGAGGGCGCUGUGGGGCCGAGCAGUGCGCUCUGUGCAGAGGGGAUGCGGAUACAGAUAACAAGCAAAACAUUGAAGAUGCUGAUGAAACACAAUCAGUCGAGGAGCACGUACCAGGUCUCAAUUUGGAAUUCCUCAGACAGCUGGUCAGCCUCGCGAAGAUCAUGGUUCCAGGGUUCCGCAGCCAUGAAGUUGCACUGCUGGCCGCUCAUACAGUCUGCCUCUUCUCUAGGACCUUCCUGUCGAUAUAUGUAGCUUCCUUGGAAGGUUCUAUCGUGAAACACAUAGUCCAAAAGGACUUACGCGCGUUCUCCGCUCUCCUCAUACAAUGGUUUGGUAUCGCGAUACCAGCGACCUUCAUCAACUCCAUGAUUCGUUACCUGGAGAGUAGACUGGCACUCGCCUUCAGGACUCGUCUCGUGAAUCACGCCUACGAGCUCUACUUCAAGAACCAGACCUACUACAGAGUGGCCAAUCUUGAUGCCAGAAUAGAAAAUGCGGAUCAUAGGUUAACAGAAGACGUAUCAGUGUUUACACAAUCAGUUGCCCACUUAUAUAGUUCGCUGACGAAGCCCUGCUUCGAUCUGCUCCUCAUUGUGCUGACUCUCGCCAGUUACUCCAGCAAAAUGAAGGGAAAUAUUUUCUUAGGUCCCGGUAUGUCAACGGUGGUCAUCUGCCUUACCGGUCAGCUAUUGCGUCUGCUCAGUCCAAGGUUCGGAGCCCUGGCUGGUGAGGAGGCGAGGAUGAAGGCUAACCUGAGACACGUCCAUUCGCGACUUAUUGCUCAUGCUGAAGAAGUCGCAUUUUAUGGUGGACAUAAGGUGGAACUCGGACAGCUGCAGUCGGCAUAUAAAGAACUGGUGACUCAGAUGACGUCAGUCUUCAACAAGAAGCUAUGGUACGUGAUGUUGGAGCAGUUCUGCAUGAAGUACGUGUGGUCCGGCACCGGCAUGGUGAUGCUGGCGUUACCCAUCCUCACUGGAACCAGGAUUGAUGGCUCAGCGGGAGAAGGUAUCAGUGCGAGAACAGAAUAUAUGACGACGUCUCGGAACCUACUCAAUUCAGCCGCCGACGCCAUCGAGAGGCUGAUGUCCAGCUACAAGGAGGUGGUGACGCUGGCGGGCUACGCCACGCGCGUGUCGGACAUGCUGGUGGUGUUCGGCGAGGUGGCGCGCGGGCGCUGCGUGCGCGCCGUGCACUCCGCGCCCGCGCCCGCCGACGGGUUCGCCGUCACCUUCCGCGACAACCAGCCCGUGCCCAUGGGCAAAGUGACUUACACGACGGACUUGUCGAUUCGGUUGCUGAACGUGCCCAUCGUGACGCCGGCGUGCGACGUGGUCGCCAGCGGAGUGUCGCUGGAGUUGAAGCCCGGCACGCACCUGCUCAUCGUGGGACCCAACGGCUGCGGGAAGUCCAGCUUGUUCCGCAUAAUCUCGGGGCUGUGGCCCGUGUUCGGCGGCUCGCUGAGCGUGCCGCGCCCGUGCGAGUGCGCGCACUGCGCCGGCGAGCUGGCGGCGCCGCCCUGCGCCGCGCGCCCCGUCAUGUUCUACAUCCCGCAGAGGCCGUACAUGUCGAUGGGCUCGCUGAUCGACCAGAUCACGUACCCGUCGCGCGUGGCGCCGCAGGACGCGGCGGGCGAGGCGCGCGCGGCGCACAUCCUGCGCGUCGUGCGGCUGGACGCGUGCGCCGCGCGCCACGGCGGCCUGCGCGCCGUGCGCGACUGGCGCAGCACGCUGUCCGGCGGGGAGAAGCAGCGCGUCGCCUGCGCGCGCAUGUUCUACCACCGGCCGGUGUACGCGCUGCUGGACGAGUGCACGAGCGCCGUGUCGAUGGAGACGGAGGUGGUCAUGUACGAGGAGGCCAUAAAGGAGGGCAUCACAUUGCUGUCCAUUACGCAUCGACCCAGUGUCUGGCGAUACCACACGCACGUACUAGAGUUCGACGGGGCGGGGAGCUGGUCGUUCAGGGCCCUAGACAAGGAAAUGUCAGCUAUUACACCAGCAUUACCGAGGAUCACCGAAACCACCACGAACACAGACAACGAAAAGGAACAAACAAUUGAGUGACGGUGACAUGCAACCCGAAUGGUAAAUGACGUCACCAAUAUUACGUCAUCGAUGCUACAGAUAAUUAAUGACUGUUUAUCGUUAUUAUUAACGAUGAUAUUAAUGUUUUGUGAGAAAUUCGUUUGAAGGUGAGCUUCGCGCUAUCGUGAAUAAAACGUCGAUCGAUGAUGUGAUCUUCGAAAUAGAACGCCAAGUGUUUAAACAUGGGAAAUAUAAUAAUGAUUGAUGUUUUAUAUUUUGUAUUGAAAUGAUAAACAAAUGUCUCCUUGUGAAAUAAUUCAACGUUACAUAAAAACGUUGCACUAAUCGUUUAAUUAUAUUCAAUUAAUAUAUUCGACCAACUGUUAUUUCAAAUGCUAUGGACGUAAUAUAUUAUAAGAGAACUGAUAUUACAUUGUAUAAAUUCGUAUAACUAUUUAAUAAGUUUAAAUAUAUUAAUUAUUUACUACAAAUGUACCGAUAUCAUAAAAAAAAUAUGUCAACGAACGUGAUUUAGUGGCUCAUGAUUAUUAACUGUCUACAUUAAAAACUUUUUAAACUUUUUUAUUAAUUAUCAAUCAAUUGAAAGUACCAUAGAAAGAGAAUAACUACUAAUAAUAAUAAAUGUUUACAAUUUUAUUAUAUUUUAAUCCUCUAGGAGUAAAUUUAAGCCACGAUGUCACCAGUACGGCAAAUUAUAUGUUUCGUUUCCUUUUGUACUAUUUUUCAAGUGCAAUCUAAAAUAAUAUAUUAAUAAUGUAUAUAACACUCUUUAUGAUAUAUCGCUGAUAUAUCAUAAACUGUAAACUCAGUAAACUCAUUCGGAGUCCAAAUUCUGUUUUUUAUAUUAUUCACAUUUAUUGUUUACAUUCUAAGAUUAAAUUAAUGAACUUGAUUGGAAUGAACCCAUUUAUUGGAACGUGUAGAUCGAAACAGAUUAAUUUUAGAUUGAAAUUGUGCCGCAUGUGUGUACUCUAAUCCUUGAAUGCUUUUAUCUAUAAUAUCUCCUUUUUAAAAACAAAUUAUUAUAAAGGGGUUCGCAAAUUUCCCUUCAUAUUAACAGGUUCAAAUUCACCAAUUUAUGAUUAAAAUUUAAAGCCGCCGCCAGCAACGCACCUGCAAGCCCUCGGAUGUUGCAAGUGUCCAUGGGCGGUGGUAGUCCCUUUACAUCAGAUGAGCCUCUGUUUGCCCCCAUCCUCUUACAUAAAAAUGGUUAAAUAAAAAUGUAUAUAUGCAAAAUUAAAGUUCAACCGAACACAAACAGACAAUGAGACAGUUGCAUAUAUAUAUAUAUACUUGUAACAUAUAUAUACUUGUGCUACAGCUGAGGUCCAUUUAAUCGGGAUCUUACUGUUUAUCAAUUUAUAAAUUGUAUAUUUCAAUGAUAAUAAAGUUUAAAAGAACAUUUGUAAUGUAAGUUGAAAUGUCUAUGAGCUGCUGUUCUAUAAUAUUAUCCAAUGGCAAAAGGCGUAAAGAUAAAAAAACUUUAAUUUACAUAUUCCAUGCGUUACUGUAUUACGCACUACAAAAAUUCUUGAUUCUCUUAAUUUAUAAUGCAACAUUAUACCACUUAACUAUUUAUAUCAAUUUAAAUUUUACUUCCAAAGUUUUGAUAGAAAUUCGACUGACAUUCAAAUCGCCAUUUUUUCACGAAUCCAUAACAAAUACCACAGAUUAUCCAGAUACGAAUGAUGUCAUGUCAUUUCAAGGUCGACUCUGUUUAUUUGUCUUUACUUCUCUUGCGAUUGCAAUAUUUAUAUAUAAUAUUUAAUCAUGUUUCUAUUAUAAAGUGAGAUAUAUUCAAAGUUAAAUAAUCCGAUCCAAAUGUUAUUCCUAAGUAUUGAUAAAAUUUAAGCCAUUUUCAAAUUAGAAUUUUAGAUUAUAUAUGUAGUUUCUAUAUACCAGUAAUUGAUAUAUAUUUUUACACUUUCCUUUAUUUAAUUAUACAAUUAUAAUUGUAAUGUGAAAUUUCGUUUAGAUUUUUUUAUUUAAAAUAAUUUUAGACCACGAAAGGUUUUUGAAUUAUGGUAAAAACUUAUUUUUUUAUACUGGCAAAUUGAUAUAAUUGUCAGGUUGUUUAAUUUUUGAGUGCUUUUUAUAAAUCGGUGAUUAAAAAGUAUGAAAACAAAAAAAGCACUAUAUUUUAUUUUAAUAGCAUUCUUGUUCGAGAUUAUCAAAGAUGGCUGUUUUGAAUUUUUUUCUUGCUUUUAUAUAUUAUCUUUUGUCUAAGAUAUACAUAUCAAUGUAUUGUUUCAUAUUUAUUUUAUGGUAAUUUAAGUAAUGUUAAUAUUGUAUAGUGUAAAAUAUUGUAGUUCUAGGGCACAGUGAUGUUAGAUGUUAAAUAAAGGGGUUUUGUAUAAAUCA
Molecule: messenger RNA, 5155 nt
Organism: Nymphalis io (European peacock)
Lineage: Eukaryota; Metazoa; Arthropoda; Insecta; Lepidoptera; Nymphalidae
Gene: ABCD
Product: ATP-binding cassette sub-family D member
Exons: 16
Coding region: 536-2812 (758 amino acids)
Biological process (GO): fatty acid beta-oxidation; peroxisome organization; long-chain fatty acid import into peroxisome
Cellular component (GO): peroxisomal membrane
Molecular function (GO): ABC-type transporter activity; ATP binding; long-chain fatty acid transmembrane transporter activity
Source: RefSeq, a predicted model, not a curated record